Messenger RNA from Aureobasidium pullulans EXF-150, 4749 nucleotides. Its product is annotated as WD40 repeat-like protein. The record is from RefSeq and is a predicted model, not a curated record. The transcript is spliced from 4 exons. The coding region runs from base 1 to 4749 and encodes 1582 amino acids. NCBI's taxonomy places the organism in Eukaryota, Fungi, Ascomycota, Dothideomycetes, Dothideales, Saccotheciaceae. Gene Ontology annotation, molecular function: protein binding.
AUGAACACAUCUGAUUCGAAGUCCAUCGUCAGCGACACGUCGCAUAGCUCGGUGUCUUCGAAGUUGAAGACGAUCUACCGCAAAAUAUCGCAAAGGAAAACAACGAAGCAGCCGUCACUGCGCUCGCCCAAACCGCUGAAGGUAGAAAAUCACUUCGGCCUGAUUAAGCUACAUGAACCGAAUGACACAACGAGUGUCAUUGCGGACAUCAUCUUCAUCCACGGGCUAGGAGGUGGUUCCAGUACAACAUGGGCCCACAACUCCGACCCUGACUAUUUCUGGCCGCACAAAUGGCUACCUCAUGAUGGGGCAUUCGAAGGGGUUGCUAUUCACAGCUUCGGCUACGACGCCGAUUUUACAGCAAGAAACCCUAAUUUCAAGUCGAAGAACGUUCAGCCACUGAACGUUGACACGUAUGGGCAGUCUCUUGUCGAGGAUCUGUACAACCAUCCGACGAUCAAGAAUCGUGCCACGCCCCUAAUCUUUGUAGCGCAUAGUAUGGGUGGCUUGGUCCUGAAAAAGGCCUGCAUUGUCCUCCAGACAGACCCUAGGUAUUCUGAUACCAGACCGCGCUUGCAUUCGUUCUACUUUUUGGGAACUCCUCACCGCGGUGCAGAGCUUGCGGACAUACUGGGAAAUAUUUUAUUGCUCUCGGUUGGCAACAAAAGCUACGUCCAAGCUCUCAGACCUCACUCGGACCUGAUAGCAAGCCUUCACGAUCAAUUCCGGCACCACUAUGACGGAAUUCAGAUCCAUACCUUCUACGAAACAAAACCUGUGGUCAGCAUGGGAUUUCGAAGCAUUGUAGUUGACAAAGAAUCUGCCACAUUAGGCUACAAGGAAGAGGUUCCUCAGCUACUGAACGCCGACCACAUCAAUCUCACCAAGUUCACUAGUAAGGAUGAUGCCAAUUAUCGCACUGUACGAAACAAGUUGGCGAAGACGAUGGAUGGCAUAAGACAGAUGAACAAUACCCAAAUCGGUGCGUCAUCCUCGAUGAGACCGGAAUCCAAGUCUAUCAAGUUGCAACUCGACACUUUACGCACGUAUCUGGGCAUCGAAACCGAUCCGGCCGAUGCGCUCUCCAAAAUUCCCGACACAAGGGUAGCGGGAUCCUGUAGUUGGCUCACGAACUCGGUAUCAUACAAAAGCUGGCUCGAUUCACCCUCGCCACGAUAUUUCUGGUUGGAAGGAGCACCGGGAGCAGGCAAAACCAUGCUGACUACACAUGUCAUUGAAGAUCUCCGUGAAGCUCCAGCUUGCUACUACUUCUUUGAAGGUGGCGAGAGUUCUUCGUCCAACCUGGGAAGUUUCUUGAGCUCGAUGGCAUAUCAGAUGGCUCUGGUCAACCCUGACGUGAGAGUUGCCCUGCUCGGACUGGUCCAACAAGGCAUCAAACUCACCACUCGUAAUUUCCGCUCCUUGUGGCAGAGUGUAUUUGUGGGCUGCAUUUUCCAUCAGAAGUUCAAGGAAACUCACUAUUGGAUCAUGGAUGCCUUGGAUGAGUUCGUCGAUGGUGGCCCUGUUGAUGAGUACUUCUCCAUAAUCUCGAAGAUCGACGAGAAUAUUCCUCUCAAAGUCUUUGUCACCAGUCGACCUUCGAAAUCCCUGAGCAAUCUUUUCGGCAACUUACCAGUAAUUAUCAAGCACAUCGAACCGGAGGACUGCCUUGCCGAUAUACGUCUCUAUGUCCAAAGGCAAAGUCAUGGAUUACCUGCCAGCGAUGACAAUGACCGGCAAGUUUUGAUCGAGAAGGUGGUCGAACAAUCCGGUAGCAGCUUUCUAUGGACUAAACUCGUGAUGAAAGAGCUACAAGAUGUCAACACUACCGAAGAGAUAGGCGCGGUGUUGAGCGAAGUUCCUCAAGAAUUUCGAAAACUCUAUAUUCGCGACGUCUCUAGGCUGCUGUUGUCCAAUUCUAAAGCUCUCGCCAAAAUCAUGCUGACGUGGGCAAUGUGUGCCAAACAACCGCUGACGGUGGACGAGAUGAAGGAAGUCGUAUCGCUGGCAGGCAUGACUCUAGUCCGUGACCUGAGCCGUGACUUGCAACAUUUGUGCGGACAUUUUCUGGAGAUCGACAAGUUCGGUAGGAUACAGGUCGCGCACUCUACCGCUCGGGUGUUUCUGAUCAGCGAGGACUGCGAUCAAUACUUCCGCAUGGAUUCAGGUACAUCCAACCUCGCUGUUGCACUGGCAUGUUUGCAACACUUGUCGGAUGAAGCGUAUGCCAGAAGAAGAACCGGCGCAAUGCAGUCUCCUGUGGAACUCCCGAAACCCUUCGUUACCACCUAUGCUUGUGUAAACUUUACCUAUCAUCUGUCCAGAGCUAGUCCGACCUCACACGAGCUAUACGAAGCCGUUUCCAGCUUCUUCCAUAAGCGUCUGCUUUUUUGGAUCGAGGAGCUGGCGCGCUUGCGACGACUGGACUCCGUGGUCCGUGCAGCUAAACAUCUUUCUAGAUACCUCAACACGCUAUCCAUUCAUCCUUACGUUAUUCAAGAUGACUUGAGUCAAUGGGUUGUGGACCUGCCUCGUCUGGUCACACAAUUUGGUGCGAGUCUAUCGGAGAACCCUGCAGCGAUACACACUCUCAUGACUCCUUUCUGUCCGCACAGCUCCGCAAUCUACAAGAAGUAUGGACAAGACCACAACGGAAUCGAAUUGAUAGGAUCCUGGACAAUUGCUUGGGAUGACCGGACCGGUAGCAUACUAUAUCGUGAGAGACAACCCACCGCUCUGGCGUGUAUGGACCGACACUUCGCCGUAGGACUUGAAAAUGGGUCGAUCAUGCUUUACAAGACCGCAACAUGCGAGGAAUAUGCUAAUAUGAAGCAUGGCGAGUCCGUCAAGAUUCUUCGAUUCAGCAAUUCAUCGAAAUUUCUUGCCGCAGCCUCAUUAAACAGACUAAGCUUGUGGGACGUAGCUACAAAAACUCAACUGUGGAACAUCUCGACAACGUCAAGAACGCUCAGCUUGGCGUUUCGAGAAGACGAGUCGCAGCUGAUGGCGGCAACUGAAGCAGAAGUGCUUUCCAUGUGGCGAACAUCUAGCAUACACCUCGACGAGGAGCUCAGCUGGCAGAGCACCAAACUUGAUGACGGACAGGCAAAUAUGCCGAAGGCGCCUCCACAAGGUGUCAAGAUGUCCAUCGAGCAGAACAUUAUGGCAAUUGUCUACAAAUCCCGCCCACUGCAACUGUGGUCGAUUGAUCCAUGGAAGCCUUUGGGUCUUUGUGUCAGGCCUCAUGAGCAGAUGCAGCGCAGUAGUGGACAGGCAAUCCAUGCCGUCACUCUAAAUCCCGAUCCAUCUCUGUCGUUAGUAGCGGUUGCCUACUGGGAUGGGACAAUGAUUUUAUACAGCACAAAAACACGCAAAGAGCUCGAAAGUGUCGACGCGCUAGUUCAUCGGCUGUGUUCUUCGCCCAACGGACGUAUACUGGCAGGAAGCGACAACGACGGCGGUAUCAACCUCUAUGACUUUGAGUCGCUCCAGUUGAUACAUCGCGUUCGACCUCGUGAGGACCCAGCCAUCGACCUGGUGUUUACCAGCGACAACCUGCACAUCAUUGAUGUUCGAGUAAGCCAGCUAAAUUUGUGGGAACCUGCUGUGCUUGCUAGCCGGGAUAUCGAUUCAAACUCCAGUGAACCCGCAGGCUCCUUAUGCCCUCUUGACGACAACGCUACACUGGUUCGAGCUGAGGACCUAGCCAUCAUCACUGCUUUGCGCUGCUGCAACGAGACCCGACUCGCGUUUUGCGGAAGAAGUAAUGGCAAUGUCGAUGUUUGCAGUCUAAAUGAUCCCGUGAAGACACUCCAGCCACUCUACAAGCAUCAGGGCACUUCCAAGACCAUCACCAAGAUCGAGUGGAACCCGACUGCAAAGAUCUUGGUUAGUGCAGAUUCAUCUGGCACUUUCCGUGUGAUGCAGCUUGCGUCAUCUUCAGGUGGUAUUUGGAGUGCAAAGCUUCUCUUCCGAGACCAGCUUGGACCUGGAGUCCCCAUCAGCCAGAUGGUAAUUCAACCAGAUGGAUCAAAGCUGCUAGUCUCGUCACCUGAAGCGGACUCAACUUGGUCAAUCAGGGAAAAACAGAUUGUCGCUUACCAUGAGAGGCAUGAGAGACAUGAGACACACUCGUGGAAAUGGCUUCUUGAUCUAUCAGAUGAAUCACGACUGAUUCUGGUCGAAGACUCGACCCUAAGCUUGCAUAGCUGGGCGAACCUGGACGCCUUGCCAAUGUCCCUCGGGCCGCCCUCCUUGGCAAGUGAACAGCCUCACGAUCGUCUGGAUGUUGAUAGCAUCUCCAUCACCAGCAAGCACAACAACCUUGUUUUCACACACAAAUCACAAUUGUCGCACAGUCCCGGCGAAAGCAAUGGCACCAGAAUCUCUGUCCUGGACUUAUCGCUCUUAUCAGACAACAUCCACAGCAAACUUCCCUCGAAUCAUCCACUCAUACGACACAUCACAGACAUACCCAAUAUCGAGAUGACACUCGGCACAAUACGCAAGUCCGACUCUUCCUAUCUCCUCUUUAUCUCUACCACAGGCUGGAUAUGCUCGGUGAAGCUCGAUGACACUUCCUCAGCAGGAGAUAUCCAGAAGUACUUCUUUAUUCCAUCGAUCUGGAGAAGUGGUAAUUCUGGAAUGAGAGCACGCAUCAUGAAGGAUCACAGUAUUGUGUUUGUGCAUAAUGAAGAGAUUGUGAUUGUGCGGGAUGGACUAGAGAAUCCUUUCUUUGAAGAUUCGUAG